Messenger RNA from Aspergillus puulaauensis, 1488 nucleotides. RefSeq lists its product as uncharacterized. The transcript is spliced from 2 exons. NCBI's taxonomy places the organism in Eukaryota, Fungi, Ascomycota, Eurotiomycetes, Eurotiales, Aspergillaceae. The coding region runs from base 1 to 1488 and encodes 495 amino acids. The record is from RefSeq and is a predicted model, not a curated record.
AUGCAGAGAGCAAUUGAGCAAGCAGGAUCCGCAUUCACUGGCUGGAUCUCGUCCUGUUUGUUCUGCCUCGAUUCAGAUGGCGAUGAUGGACGUGCCGACCAUCAGCAAGCCAUGAAGCAGAAAGGUGCUGAGCGAGAGAUGCAAGUAUGCCACUCUCAGCCUCACCUUGUCCCUCCGAUGAAGCUUGUUGUCUAUGACGACCUACCUAGUCCUGGCCCCCCUCGUGCAUCAUCGUUCUCUACGUGGGUAAUGGAAGAGGGCAGAAACAUGGCUUCGCGAGCCUCCGGCAGGGCGAGCAUGUCGUUCAGACGCAAGUCAACCGCUCCAGUGAGGAUCAGUGCGCCGACGGACUUCAGGCGGGUAACAGCGUUGCCCCCAAACUCAGAGGUUUCGACUGAAUACCGUCCUUUGGAGCUGAGCUUCCAGAGCUCAACAAACCCUCUGCCUGAUCUCCCCCGCUUCAGUGAUUUCGGGAUCGAAGAAGACCAACCGCAGCAGGCACCUAUCGCUCGGCCGCCGAGGGCUCUCUCGUCCAUGACCGAGGUCUCAUAUCAAACUCGUCCCCGCACUCAUCGCCCUUCGUCCUCCUUCAACCUACCUCGAAAGCCCGUGGGGUCUGGGUCCCGCCGGUCAUCCCUCGCAACUCUGGAGCUACUAAUGGAGAAGCAAGUCCCUGUUAGCCAUCCUCUGAUCCCACACUUUUCCAUUCGCGAUUCUACCGCCUCUGUAGCCACUGGUCUGGCUACCGCCACUCUUGCCUCUCCUCCCACAUGGCCGGAUUCAACCGUGGGGAUCCUACCUCUCUCAAAUAAUCCCCCUCCGCGAGGGUCUCACCAUGCUACUGCAUCAACAACACACAGCCCCCCCAACCCAAUAACAUCACAGGACAAGUCACUCCCGCAAGUCCCGGCGAAGCCUCCCCUUGCAUCUGGUAGGCACUCGUACGAACCCCCUGCGACCCCAGUGGAUAAUGGUCCCUUCGAACCGUUAGCCAAAUCGUCUCCAUCUCGUUCCAGCCGUGUAACGCAAUGGCUCCUCCAACAAUCCACGGCACCCAAAACUCCUACAAACCCCAAUCCAACCUCGCGGAGGCCAAGUUUCAGCGACAAGUUUUCCAUGCGCAUCCGCUCCCGCACAUUAAGCGGGUCAACCCUCGCUCCAUCAAUCAACAACGUUGAUACCAUGCCCCGAACCUUCAAAGUCGCUCCAGCUACAACAACGCCUCCGCUCUCGCAUACCACCACAGCAGGUACAAUGACAACAGCACGGACAUCCACUCUUGGUUCCCGGGUCGAGAAGGAGUUCGAAAUGCCAUACGUUUUCACUCCGAGGCAAACCCACUCAAGCCAUUUGUCUGACGAGCACCCCCGCUCCCACCCGACAAUUCACGAAGCGCAGCAACAUAGCCCUAAUAAUAAAUUCAGUUACCACACCCCCGACUACCACCACGAUCAUCAUAAUUAUCCCGCCAUUGGAGUGGCAUUUUGA